Messenger RNA from Coccinella septempunctata (seven-spotted ladybird), 2347 nucleotides. RefSeq names its product dolichyl-diphosphooligosaccharide--protein glycosyltransferase subunit STT3A (gene Stt3A). Gene Ontology annotation, molecular function: dolichyl-diphosphooligosaccharide-protein glycotransferase activity. Gene Ontology annotation, biological process: post-translational protein modification. The coding region runs from base 173 to 2287 and encodes 704 amino acids. The transcript is spliced from 9 exons. Lineage: Eukaryota; Metazoa; Arthropoda; Insecta; Coleoptera; Coccinellidae. Gene Ontology annotation, cellular component: membrane. The record is from RefSeq and is a predicted model, not a curated record.
UGAAUAGAGGUUAGUUUAUAUUCAUGCGAAAUUUGUGUACGCCUUCAAAUUCCGGUAAAUCGGUUAAAUUACUUUUAUUGCAAAUUAUUACUGGAAUGAGAUAAUAAUAUUGAUGAAUUACAAAAAUAUGAACUGAUUAUUUCAUUUUCAACACCACUCAAAAAAUAUCAAGAUGUUUGGUCUAGGAAAAAAAUCGGCAAACAGAUCUGAGGAACAGCUCACUUUGCUUACAUUUGCUAUUCUAACUUUAGCAGCAAUUUUAUCCUUUGCUACCAGAUUAUUUUCUGUGUUGAGGUUUGAAAGUGUUAUUCAUGAAUUCGAUCCAUAUUUCAAUUACCGAACUACUAAAUAUUUAGCUGAAAAUGGUUUUUAUGCCUUUCAUAAUUGGUUUGAUGACAGAGCUUGGUAUCCCUUGGGCAGGAUUAUAGGAGGUACAAUUUAUCCAGGUUUGAUGGUAACAUCUACAGUUAUUUAUAAACUUUGCUGGUUUCUCAAUAUCACUAUUGAUAUCAGAAAUGUUUGUGUUUUUUUGGCACCUCUGUUUUCCUCAUUCACUACUAUCAUUACUUAUUUAUUAACUAAAGAAGUCAAAAAUGAAGGUGCUGGACUUAUAGCAGCCUCAUUGGUAUCCAUUGUCCCUGGUUAUAUAAGUAGAUCUGUAGCUGGAAGUUAUGACAAUGAAGGAAUUGCAAUUUUCUGUAUGCUUCUCACCUAUUAUACUUGGAUAAAAGCUGUCAAAAGUGGUACUAUUUAUUGGGGAACACUUUCUGCAAUAGCUUAUUUUUAUAUGGUAUCUUCAUGGGGUGGAUAUGUUUUCCUUAUAAAUCUUAUACCUCUUCAUGUGUUAACUUUAAUGGCAACGGGCCGUUUUUCCCAUAGAGUUUAUGUGGCUUAUAGUACACUUUAUUGCUUGGGGACAAUUCUUUCCAUGCAAAUAUCUUUCGUUGGAUUCCAACCAGUGCAAAGCUCAGAGCAUAUGUUGGCCUUGGGAGUAUUUGGUUUAUGCCAAAUAAUGGCUUUUGUGGAUUAUCUUCGUAGCAAAGUAACCAAAUCUGAUUUCGAGGCUCUCUCAACAUUCUUGAUGUAUAGUGUGGGACUUAUAUUCAUAGCAGGAAUUGGAAUACUGACGCUGUCUGGAAAAAUUUCCCCAUGGACGGGUCGAUUUUACUCUCUUCUGGAUCCGUCAUAUGCUAAAAACCACAUUCCUAUUAUAGCUAGUGUUUCAGAACAUCAACCUACAUCUUGGAGUUCAUUUUAUUUCGAUCUGCAGAUUUUGGUUUUCUUAUUCCCGGCAGGACUAUAUUUUUGUUUCAACCAGUUAUCGGAUGCUAAUAUAUUUAUCAUUCUAUAUGGUAUAAGCAGUAUCUAUUUCGCAGGUGUUAUGGUACGUCUUAUGUUGGUUCUCGCACCUGUUAUGUGUAUCUUGGGUGGUAUUGCAGUGUCUCAUCUUCUGGGUAAAUUCAUGAAAAAUAUGGAACAAACAAAACCACAAGAGAAUCGUAAAAAACAACGUCUCGAAUCAAAUUAUAUUCUCAAGAAUGAAAUAUCUUUCACUUUUGUUGGAGUCAUUUGUGUUCUGUUCAUCUCAUAUACUUUCCAUUGUACUUGGGUAACAUCCGAAGCAUACAGUUCACCUAGUAUUGUUCUUAGUGCAAGAUCCUAUGAUGGGGGAAGAAUCAUUUUUGAUGAUUUUAGAGAAGCUUAUUACUGGUUGAAAAUGAAUACCCCUGAGGAUGCUAGAAUUAUGUCUUGGUGGGAUUAUGGAUACCAAAUUACAGCUAUGGCAAAUCGGACUAUUUUAGUUGAUAAUAAUACUUGGAAUAAUACGCAUAUUUCAAGGGUGGGUCAGGCUAUGGCUAGUUCAGAGGACAAAGCUUAUGAAAUUAUGAAAGAAUUAGAUGUGGAUUAUGUAUUAGUUAUAUUUGGUGGUUUGACAGGAUAUUCCUCGGACGAUAUCAACAAAUUCUUGUGGAUGGUUCGGAUAGGUGGUAGUACAGACAGAGGUGCUCAUAUCAAAGAAUGGGAUUUUUAUUCUUCCAAUGGUGAAUUUAAAAUUAGCAAGGAAGGAUCCCCUACUCUCCUCAACUGUCUGAUGUAUAAAAUGUGCUAUUACAGAUUUGGACAACUGUAUACUGAAGGUGGUAAACCUCAAGGCUAUGACCGAGUUCGUGGUGCAGAAAUUGGAAACAAAGAUUUUGAAUUAGAUGUACUAGAAGAAGCCUACACUACUGAGCAUUGGCUUGUCCGUAUAUAUAAAGUUAAGGAUCUUCCUAAUAGAGGAGUAUAAAAUACUUCAGUUGAAUGACAUUUUCCUUUUACACUAAGAAUAAAUACUUUUCUUUAUAAA